Wasmannia auropunctata (little fire ant) is the source of this 1533-nucleotide messenger RNA. RefSeq lists its product as uncharacterized. Lineage: Eukaryota; Metazoa; Arthropoda; Insecta; Hymenoptera; Formicidae. The coding region runs from base 293 to 1441 and encodes 382 amino acids. The record is from RefSeq and is a predicted model, not a curated record. The transcript is spliced from 8 exons.
CUAAUGUACGGCGACUCCGGCCGGCGCAGCUGUUUACGGUCAAUCCGCGAUUGCGCCAAUCGAGGAACUGUGUCCGUUGCAAAGCCGAUUCAAAAUCCGACGCUGCAGCUUAGUGUUUUCUCGAGUUUUUAAAUCUAAAUAUGUACCUAUGCGAAUUCGUCGCUCGAAUUCGCCUAAAAUGCGUCACUGCCAUCAGCAACUUCAAAUAAUCAACGUAAAUAUCGUAAUGUAGGACCGUACAUAUUUUCUGAAAACUUGCAAAAUCUGAGGGGAUCGUACAUUUGAUUUCAAGAUGAUUUGGCUUUUAUUAUUCGUCACUCAUGAAAUAUGGGCCACCUGCAGUGGCAAUAUGGUCCUGAGGGAUUUGGGAGAAAGAGAAUAUUCUUUGAUAAAAGCGAAGUCAUCGUUGCCGCAGCACGGAAAAUGUUGGCACACCGCGAUCCAAGCGUUGGAGCACAAUUGCGACAAACUGAAUGACCACGAGCAUUCGCUUCUCGCCCUGAGCCUGGCAAACUGUUUCCUGGAGGAUUCUGGUCACGCGACCUACGACUGCCAUCUCAGUGAAACCGAAGACGAGCGUCGGAACUGCAUUGGCGGCAUGGCAGACCGGGCGUUCAGUGUUUACAACGAAUUCUACACUCACGCAACUCACAUCUGUUUCUUUUUGAAUCACGAGGCUUGGCAAACUGAAGUUGAUAGCACUAUAAAGCUACUGUUUCAAGUGUCCUCCCGAAUGAAGGAUCAACUACUGGAAGCAUCGGAAAUGCAAGGUGUGAUAUUGAACAGUCAGAAGGAGGGUUUGCGUAUUCAGAACGAGCUUCUCGAUCACGGCAAAGAACUCGGGACUGUGCUAAAAACCUCGUCCGAGACGGUCAGCAACAUGGUGUCGGAUUUCAAAGAAUCGGCUAAAGACCAGAAGGAGCUGCUCUAUGAGAUCUUCUCGUAUAUACGCACCUUCCAAGGCUGGAUCAUGGGAGAGGUGUCCUGGUUUCAAUCCAUUAUAUUCUACACCGUCAGCUGUAUUCUCUGCGCGUUGUUCAGUGCCUCGAAAAGAACGGUCGACGCAAGAGUCACGCUCUUUAGUAUCCUAAGCUUAAAUAUAGUGGCUGAGAGAAUACUCGUUCAGUAUUACGACAAGAUUACUCUUCAGUCUCCAGACGACAAGGUGCACCUGCUGAGUACAACAUGGUUGUACAGAAAAAUUGCCUUAACACUUUGUGCUGUAACCUUAUUCUGUACAUAUUACUACUACAAAGACGGACAGUUGGAGAAUUAUAAGGCUUUACGAAGAAUCGAGCAGCAGUUGGAUGUCAUACAGAAAACUACAAUUAUUUCCAACAUUGAACCAAUCCGUUACUCGAAACGGCUCGCGUUGAAACGUUUGCAAACGGUGUCAGAUAAACAUCGGGAGGACAUCGCCGAUGUUACAAAUGAAAAAUAAUUAUUUUAAAUUAAAAAAAAAUCAUCAUGUACACGUUUUAACAAACAAUUGUAUAAAUUGAAAUAAAGCUAUUUAUCGAUCUUCACACAUAA